CUACUUCGGUCAUUUCCUGUAGUUACUGCAGAAGGCAGGACUCAUCCAGUGACAACAUACUUUCUUGAGGAUGUAUAUGAUCAGAUUAAAUAUCGUCUUGCUUCAGAUUCACCGGCUUCUUUAACAAAUGAAACAUUUCCCAAAGGACAGAGAGCUCCCGUGACAAACAGCAGGGGGAAGAAGAAUCUAGUCUUAUCUGCAUGGGGCGAUGAAUCUGUGCUUUCUGAAGAGCAUGUUAAUCCAUAUUUUGUUCCUAGUUAUUAUCAGUCAUACAGUGAACAAGCCCAAAAAAAUCUGAAAAGAGUCAACGAGGAUGUCAUUGAUUACGAUCUUAUUGAAGAUCUAAUAUGUUACAUUGAUGAAAGUUGUGGUGAGGGUGCUAUCCUUGUCUUCUUACCGGGAGUGUUUGAGAUAAACCACUUACAUGAUAAGUUAACAGCGUCGUACCAGUUUGGUGGGCCAUCUUCUGAUUGGGUUAUUCCUUUGCAUUCGUCAGUUGCAUCAACGGAACAGAAAAAGGUGUUUUUACGCCCUCCAGGAAAUAUACGAAAGGUCGUUAUAGCAACAAAUAUAGCAGAGACCAGCAUAACAAUAGAUGAUGUGAUAUAUGUAAUUGACUGUGGAAAACAUAAGGAGAAUCGAUACAAUCCACAGAAGAAAUUGUCUAGCAUGGUUGAAGAUUGGAUUUCUCAAGCAAAUGCAAGGCAGCGUCAGGGUAGAGCUGGACGUGUAAAACCUGGAAUUUGCUUUCGCUUGUACACUCGUUAUAGAUUUGAAAAGCUCAUGCGUCCUUAUCAGGUGCCGGAGAUGCUUCGGAUGCCAUUAGUUGAAUUGUGUCUGCAGAUUAAAUUACUAUCUCUUGGGUAUAUCAAGCCGUUUUUGUCUACUGCUUUAGAACCUCCGAAAAUCGAAGCAAUUGAUUCAGCAAUGUCUUUAUUGUACGAGGUCGGUGCUCUUGAAGGGGAUGAAGAGUUGACACCUCUUGGGCAUCAUCUGGCAAAACUACCUGUUGAUGUAUUAAUUGGGAAGAUGAUGUUGUAUGGUGCAAUUUUCGGUUGCUUGUCACCGAUUCUUUCAGUUUCUGCAUUUUUAAGUUACAAGUCUCCAUUUGUGUAUCCCAAGGAUGAGAGGCAGAAUGUUGAAAGAGCAAAACUAACAUUGUUGAAUGAUAAGCAAGAUGGGCCUGGUGAGGGAAAUGAUAUUGAUAGACAAUCUGAUCAUUUACUUAUGAUUAUAGCUUACAAAAAAUGGGAGACUAUUUUGAACGAGAAAGGACCAAAAGCUGCACAGCAAUUCUGCAAUUCAUAUUUUCUGAGCAGCUCUGUAAUGUUUAUGAUAAGGGAGAUGAGGAUACAGUUUGGAACAUUGCUAGCAGAUAUUGGUCUCAUCAUUCUUCCAAAAUUAAAUCAGAUGGAUGGAAGAAAGAUAGGAAGUCUUGACAGGUGGCUUUCUGAUUCAUCACAACCAUUUAAUAUGUAUGCACAUCACCCGUCAAUUCUAAAGGCUAUACUAUGUGCAGGUUUAUACCCCAAUGUAGCAGCUGGUGAACAAGGUAUUGUUUCAGCAGCUCUCACCAGCCUUAAGCAGUCUCCUAGCACUGCGAAUUCUAGUCAUAGAGUCUGGUUUGAUGGAAGAAGAGAAGUUCAUGUCCACCCGUCUUCUAUCAACAGUAGCACAAAAGCAUUCAAGUACCCCUUUCUUGUCUUCCUUGAAAAGGUUGAAACGAACAAAAUAUUUUUACGAGAUACUUCAGUCAUUUCUCCAUACUCAAUUUUGCUCUUUGGAGGGUCAAUCAAUGUUCAGCAUCAGACUGGACUAGUCAUCAUCGAUGGAUGGUUAAAAUUGAAUGCACCUGCCCAAAUAGCUGUCUUGUUCAAGGAGCUACGGUUGACUCUACAUUCCAUUUUGAAGGAACUUAUUAGAAAACCAGAGAAUGUGAUCGUUCUAAAUGAUGAGAUCAUUAAGUCUAUCAUCAAUCUUCUUUUAGAAGAAGGCAGUGUGCCUAAAUGAUUGAGUGUCAGAGUUACAUGGAAGAAAGCUGUAUCUGCUAUGCACUUCAGAGAUUUGGUCAUUCUUAGGAGUAAAGGGAGCUGAGCCUUCUCAUCCCUGAAAACAAACAAGAGCCCUUUUUUGGACCAUUGAGUAUGAACUGGACCUCAAUAAUAAUCAUGUUGCACUAGGUAAACAUGGUAAAGGGAUAGCAUAUUAAUUUUCUAGGUAGGCAGAGUAGAGAGUUUAUUCAAGCAUAGACAAAGUGUAGCAUAUUAAUCAUGUUGCACUAGGUAAACAUGGUAAAGGGAUAGCAUAUUAACCUUGAUGCCAAACCUAUAAUUUGUGUAUGGUGUUUUGUUCAUGAAAAUAUCUUUGUACUCGUAAAUAUCUUAUUUGGUAAGAUGUGGUUGGAUGCAGGUGUAAACAACUUUAUACUAAUGGUGCAUACCAAUUAAAUUCAUAAUAUCAUACAGUAUAAAAAA
This is a messenger RNA of Medicago truncatula (barrel medic), 2474 nucleotides long. RefSeq names its product DExH-box ATP-dependent RNA helicase DExH7, chloroplastic. The record is from RefSeq and is a predicted model, not a curated record. NCBI's taxonomy places the organism in Eukaryota, Viridiplantae, Streptophyta, Magnoliopsida, Fabales, Fabaceae. The transcript is spliced from 18 exons. Gene Ontology annotation, cellular component: intracellular anatomical structure. Gene Ontology annotation, molecular function: RNA binding; helicase activity. The annotation marks the transcript as partial.